This is a messenger RNA of Anolis sagrei ordinatus, 529 nucleotides long. NCBI's taxonomy places the organism in Eukaryota, Metazoa, Chordata, Lepidosauria, Squamata, Anolidae. The record is from RefSeq and is a predicted model, not a curated record.
GCUGAGCCCCCCCUUUGCGAGGGUGGGGGAGUCGGGCCCCCCGGUGCGGACGGCCAAGGCGGAGCGGAGGCACCAGCAGCGGCUGCGCAUGCAGAGCCCGGAGCAGCCUUCGCCUCCUGGGUCCGGCGAAGAGGAGGCGCUCUCCCCGGCCGAGCGGAGGGCCCUGGAGGCCGAGAAGAGGGCCAUGUGGAGGGCCGCGCGGAUGAAGUCCCUGGAGCAGGACGCACUGAAGGCCCAGAUGGUCAUCGCCAAGUCCAAGGAGGGCCGCAAGCGGGGGACCCUGGAGCAGCUGGCCGAGUCCCCCUCGCCCGCCCCCACCCCCUCCCCAACGCCCCCCGAGGAGUGCAGCUCCCGGAUCGUGGCCUCCCCUGGACGCCUGUCUGUACCCGAAAAGAAGUUUCUCUACAGAGAAUUUGCGGCCAUCCCUUCCUCCAAACCUGUUUAUGACAUCCAGACGCCGGACCUUGGGGACACCUGCAGAUCCCUCCUGAACAACUGCAGCAGCAGCAGCAGCCCAGGUGAGCAAUAG